Amyelois transitella is the source of this 3440-nucleotide messenger RNA. RefSeq names its product trichohyalin. Lineage: Eukaryota; Metazoa; Arthropoda; Insecta; Lepidoptera; Pyralidae. The record is from RefSeq and is a predicted model, not a curated record. The coding region runs from base 373 to 2349 and encodes 658 amino acids. The transcript has 8 exons.
CGCGAACCAUUGCUCGGAGCGCACGUAUAGAGCGUUACUUUACAAGACAACAGUAAUUAAUUCUAAUUGGUGUUACCCUCAACAAAGUGUGAUAUCAAGGCGUCAAUAAAACAAUCAACAAAUUAGUUUGAAGACACACUUUUCUUGCGAAAAGUUUGUUUUUAAAACGCAAAGACUGUGUUUUUAAAGUUCUUAUUGCAGGUCAAGCUAAGUGUAAUUUUCUUUUAUUUGUUCUAUUCCGGGAUUAUUGCGAGUUUUGAAACGGAUUUUUACGAUCUUGGUCUACAAACAGCAGAGCCUAUCACAUUUAUUCAUCUCGGAGCAAUAAAAAUUGAUUAAGAUAUUCAACAAUGACAUAAAGUGUUCAUCAAAAUGGCGUUACGACUAAAGAAAGACAUUAAGAAAGCCUCGUACUACGUGUGGUUCCUGGGUGCGCAGGAGUCCCGGGGGCUGAGGGGGGAGGAGUUCGCUCUCCCGGCCAUCAGGAUCUUGGAGGAGAGAGCGAGGGACUUGGAGCCUUUUAAAGUAACAUUACAGGUGUCACACAAAGGUUUGAAGAUAAUCCAGAAUGUGACGGCAAAAGGCAAACAGCAGACCAUCAAGCACUUCAUUCCCCAUGGCAGCAUCACAAGCGCAGUGGUUCAGGCUGAUGUGGUGGCGUGUGUACUUUUGCUGUACAAUCCGGUGACAGGGUGUCCGGUACAUGUACAUGCUUACAGAUGCGACUCUGACCAUACGGCGGAAAUGCUCUACACCCACUUACAAGCCCUGAUCGACCGCCCAGAGAACCAGAAGAAGUUCGCCGACAUAGAGAGAAAACUCCAAAUGAGAGGUGCUCUGCCUACCACCAAGAAGCCCCCAGAUUCUUCCCUCGGCAGCGAAGUCUCCCGGGAAUCAGAUUCAGGAAGCAACGAAGAACGAUGCGUCGCAAAUUUGUAUGACAGCUUAGCGGCUGAACUAAAGCAGAAAUUGUCUACAGGUAAAAAGGGAAUAGGUAAGAGUCCCAUUCUUCUUCCCCCUCGGGACUACGACACGGUGCACCGACAGAAAGGCAACCUGAACAACAUUGACACUCGAAGGUGCCUCAACCAAAACAUCGUGGGGGUGAACGCUCGACGCAAGCUGGAGUCCUCAGGAGGUAGCUCGGGGAUAGGCAGCGACUUGGCACCCUCGCCCGAGAGGAAUGAGUACGCGAGACAACACGAUAAUCACAGUACAAGCGAGGAAGAAUGGGCUGAAAGUACAGCCUACAUGAUGCACGAAGCAUUCGAGGCGUCUCCACCGCGCCGCGCCGUCUCCCCACGUCGCGCUUCCCCGCCGGCCGCCCGACGUGCUCUGUCUCCUCACAACUACGACCAAACACCAGCUUACAACGAUGACUUCAGCGACCAGUAUCGUGACCAACUUGCACCAUACAGAGAACAAGCCUCUUUCGACCGUAGGUUCCGCCACGAGUCUCUUGAACGCAUCAAUAAAGACAAACCGGACAAAUUUAAUGACGACGCUCCGAGUUAUAGGAGAAGAUAUAUCACAGAAGCCAAACCGUCCAAUAGAAGCAUUGACAGGGUCGAAGAUCGCAGGUUCGGUAAACUUCAAAGAGGAGCUAGUGAAGGAAGCUUGAAGAUAGCGGAGAUAGCGUCACCCAAAGAUCGGUUUAACGUAGCGAAGGAGAAAUUUAUGAAUCUCGAAAGGGAGAGGUUUAAUAGAGAGUUGGAACAGCACAUGGCUAUAAGAAGGAGUAUGUUAGAACGGAAUAGUCGCUCGACUUCUUCCCCAGAGGAAGAAAGGAGGGAAGAGCGACCAGAGCGUCACAGAGAACACAGCUCUCGGAGAGAACCCGAACGUUCCCACCGGGAUUUGGAGCGUUCUCACAGGGAGCCGGAGAGACGCAAAGAUACCGACAGGAUACGCGACGUGGACAGGGACCUCGCUCAUAGGGAGAUCGAGAGGCUUCCGCGUGUCGGCCGGAAACGUGACGAUAAUAUGAAGCGGUUCGAAUGCGGUGCCGAGGAAUACUUGAAUAGAAUCGAGCCUAAGCCACAGAGAGGAGAGGAGUUCGACAGAUACAGAGAUAGAAGAGAGCUAGACAGACGUAUUGAUGAAGAUGAAGUUUUCGAGCCUGUAAUUGAGGAGAGGAGAAGGGACUGGACGGACAGGCAAAGGGCAUUCAGUCGUUCCCGGCUCCUGGAAGAUCACCGCCAGUCAUACGCAGAGGGAGACAGAGAUAGGUAUUAUGACAGAGACUACCCCAACUACCGCGACCUAGCUGAACGACAACCGGCGAAGUUCCGCCACAGCUACGCAGAACCAAUACCAAGAGGUCGCCUGGGCACGGUGCGACCGUAUUAACAAGAAUGCCAUAAUAGAUUUUUAACCUUGCUAAUGGAAAUUAGUGCUGAUAAAGUUUUACUCCAUUGUUUUAACGAUGAAGUUGGAUGGUGCCUUUCAUAACGAAAGUCAUGCCGAAUGUGCGCGGACGCAUUGUUUUGGGCUAGAGAUUACAAUAAGACAAAUAGAGUUUCAACUUUCCAUAGUCGGUAAUUCACAUGGAGCACUUUCGUUAAUUUUGUUCGCACGAACGUACUGAAAACUAAAAAAUAAUAAAAGUGAAUAACGACAAUUACAACAUACUUUCGGCCAUUUUUAUUUUUAAACUCGUAAGUCCUUAAGACUUGAUGUUAAGUUUGUUUUAUCAAAAAUGUGUAAAAUAUUUUUUAUUGUUCAAGAACAAAUAGACACAUACAUUUAUGUAUAUGAGUAGUUUUAAAUAUUAAUAACAAGAUAUACACAGUCGUGUAUUUAGAUAUAGUCAUUCGAAUCGCUCUAAGUGCCUACCCGAUAGUAAAUAAUAGUAUUUAUAAAUACUCAAUUGUGGACACCUUAUGAAGUCAAAUUUUAUAUAUUGUAAAUAUAAAUUAUAUUCCUGCAGUACCUUAAAUAAACCCAUUGUCAAUUCUAUUGGCACCAAAGAUGUAUACUAACAUUAACAAUUCUUUAGAGAAGCCAUAUUUUACUUCAUAAAUUAUAAAAGUCUUAAGAUUUGCUAAUUUUAGUGUAGUCUUUAUCUAAAAGAAUUGGCAUUUUGUUAUUGUUUAGAUGAAAUAGUUAUAUGUAUAAAAUAUUAAAGCAUAAUUUAUCUUUUAAAUAAAAUAUGUUAGAAGGAAGAUGUUUGAAUAUUAUUUUACAAUUUAUAACUGGUUUUCAAAGAACAAAAAGAAUACAGUACUUUGGUAAUGUUUUCUUUGCUCAUGACCGAAUAAUCCUUCUGCCUUGUUUCAUAUUUUCAAUGUAUGAAGACAUUAUUAUUCCAUUUUUCCAAAUACAUAACUAUUUAAAUUUGUUCAUAUAAAUUUUGUUAAAACUACAUAUUAUACAAAAAAUAUUUGUAACUUAUGUGUUAUGACAUCGAGAUUAUUUUAUAAAUAAAUAUAUUUUUAAUA